Ectocarpus sp. CCAP 1310/34 is the source of this 497-nucleotide messenger RNA. The record is from the annotation of a GenBank genome assembly. NCBI's taxonomy places the organism in Eukaryota, Phaeophyceae, Ectocarpales, Ectocarpaceae.
AUGGAGUCACUUUGGGUCUUUGUCGCCCCUCUAAUUCUUGGAUUUUCCUGCGAUUGCCUGGUCUGGGCGGCUGGCCCCGCUGCUGGAGGGAGCGCUGUUUGUGGCAUGGGACCAGAUGGAAUAGGAUCUGACGGAGAUCUGAUGGAGUGCCAACAAAUUGCUUUGUCUACGUUGAAGAUCUAAGGUUGGGGCGUUGGCCCUGAUCGAUCGAGAGGGGGGCGGACGACAACCCGAACACUGCUGUUGUGACAAUGCGCUAAUCGGUCGAGAAGGGCAAUGAUCGGCCCAACUCAUCUUGGAACAGCGCUAAUCGGCCGAGGAGGCGAAAACGUGGAGGAGGCCAGUGACACACAUUUUUCAAUGGCGCCUCGAACGGUGAACAGUCUUGGAAUGGGGCCGAGUUAUCGAGGAGACGAGGGAUAGCCCGGACACAAUUUUCCUAGUUCACAUACCCCGUAGAUGCGAUGUUCCAGCUUACAUGGGGCCUGCUGCUUUGU